AUGGAAGGAUAUGAUACAAUCCUCACUGGAUCACUCCACGCAUACCCGACCUACGCCCGCCGCUUUGGCACUGUCGAUGCAAGCACUGGUCUUUACCAGAACUCCGCUGGGUGGCAGAGUGCCAUGAGCAGCGGCACUCAGGCUGGGUUAUUAUUGAGGCUCUGUGCUUUGGAUUUAGACCAGCUUUUGCUUUUGGCAUCGUCGCAGUUGGCCAGAUUAUGUGUGGGUAAUUCCUCACCAAUGUUAUUUGAUGUGUGCCUCUCAAAGACGGAGAUACUAGGAUCACUCCAUACCCUGAGGCCUUUUCGCUACGAUUGUCCCUGUAUAUGCCUCAGAGCUACACCCUUACCACUGCGAGGUUACCUGACAGCCUACACAAACUUCUGCUUCGCGGGGAGCAAGUUCAUCGGCGCCGGUGUACUGCAAAGCUUCAUCGGUCGUCAAGACCAUGAGGCGUGGCGCUACCCCUUUGCCCUACAAUGGAUCUGGAUUCCUAUCCUGGCAAUUGAUGCCUUCUUUAUGCCCGAGUCGCCAUGGUAUCUCGUCCGCAAGAGCAGAUAUGCCCAAGCCGAGAAAAACGUUCUUCGACUAAUGACAGAGCACGAAAGGCCACACGCCAACUUCAAUGGCGUUGAUCUGCGCCGCACUGAGAUCGCCAUCGUCACAUUUCUAGGUCAAAUUACCUGCGGGGCCCAGUUCGCAUUCUCUGCCACUUACUUCUUCCAACAAACUGGACUCAUUCCAGAUGAUUCCUGUAAGCUGAAUCUCGGUAUGUACUUUGGAUAUUCUGGCUUCUUACCUUCUCACUCAACGUCGGACCUGUCGGUUGGACCAUUCCAGCCGAGGUCUUGUCCCCCCGCCUACGCUCCAAGACUGUGGUCCUGGCUCGGAACGGUUAACUACUAUGUUGCUCAGGUUCUUGCCAAUGUCAUCCAGCCUUAUAUGAUUAAUUCUCUUGCAUGGAAUUGGAAACGAAAAGCGGGUUCCUUUCGGUGUGUUUUUGCUUCUCUGACUGUUGCGUGGGCCUUCUUCCGUCUGCCGGAAACCAAAGACCGUUCUUACGAGGAGCUUGAUCUGAUGUUCAUGGUCAAGGUGCUUACGUGCGAGUCGAAAAAUUUAUCACGUGAAUCCCUAUGA
Molecule: messenger RNA, 1137 nt
Organism: Penicillium argentinense
Lineage: Eukaryota; Fungi; Ascomycota; Eurotiomycetes; Eurotiales; Aspergillaceae
Product: general substrate transporter
Exons: 6
Coding region: 1-1137 (378 amino acids)
Biological process (GO): carbohydrate transport; transmembrane transport
Cellular component (GO): membrane
Molecular function (GO): carbohydrate:proton symporter activity
Source: RefSeq, a predicted model, not a curated record